Molecule: messenger RNA, 4420 nt
Organism: Anoplophora glabripennis (Asian longhorned beetle)
Lineage: Eukaryota; Metazoa; Arthropoda; Insecta; Coleoptera; Cerambycidae
Gene: Polr3A
Product: DNA-directed RNA polymerase III subunit RPC1
Exons: 23
Coding region: 141-4316 (1391 amino acids)
Biological process (GO): DNA-templated transcription
Molecular function (GO): DNA-directed RNA polymerase activity; DNA binding
Source: RefSeq, a predicted model, not a curated record
AAGGGUUUCUCCCACGGGCCUCUCUGCAAACCAGGACCGCACUGCGUUAAGCACACCAAGAAAAAGGCAAAGGUUUCAUAUUUAAGGACAAUAUAUAUGUUAAUAUUAAGUAAAUAGUGGUUUGCAUUAUCUUGUGCAAUAUGCCUAAGGAACAGUAUCGAGAGGCUGAUGUGGCGAGAAAAAUCUCCCAUGUCAGUUUUGGAAUAGAAAGCGCCGAGAGCAUGCAACAGCAAUCGCACAUUCAUGUUGUUGCAAAAAAUUUAUAUAAUCAGGACAUUCAGAGAACUCCAAUACCGUAUGGAGUUCUAGACAAAAGAUUGGGAACAAAUUCAAAAGAAUCUCCUUGUCAAACUUGCGGCAAAAACAUUAACGAAUGUGUUGGACACUUUGGCUACAUCGACUUAGAACUGCCGGUCUUCCAUGUUGGUUAUUUUAGAAGUAUAAUAAGCAUCCUCCAAACCAUCUGUAAGAAAUGUGGUCAUGUUUUACUAGAAGAAGAAGACAAACAUCUCUUUAGAAUCCGUUUAUCAAAUCCCAAUCUGAGCUACAUGACGAAGAAGGCGAUUAGAAAGAAAAUUGUCGAUAAGUGCAAGAAACUCACUAAAUGCCCUUAUUGUAAAGAAGUCAACGGUUUUGUAAAGAAAAUGACGUCGGCAAAGGGAGGUGGUGGAAAUUCUGUUUUAAAAAUAGUCCAUGAAAAAAACAGAGGGAAAGAUAAAGAAGCUUUGCUGGAGGAGCAAAAACAUGAGUUUAAUGAGGCUAUUGAAAGCAACCCAGACAUACAGUCGGCCUUAUCGGGUAAUACAGUGUCUCAGAUUCUGACUCCUAUUGAUGUGUUGAAGUUGUUUGAGAGAAUUCCAGAGAACGAUAUACCCCUUCUCGCCAUGGAUCCAAAAAGGUCACAGCCCAAGGAUUUAAUUUUUACCAGGAUGCUGGUACCGCCUGUAUCAGUAAGGCCAUCUGUGGUGUCCGAUCUAAAAGCUGGAACCAAUGAAGAUGACUUAACAAUGAAGCAGUCGGAAAUCAUUUUUAUAAAUGACGUCAUAAAAAAGCAUAAGCAGUCCGGGGCAUCUGUUAACAUGUACCAAGAGGGCUGGGAUUUCCUCCAGUUACAAACUGCACUUUAUAUUAAUAGUGAACUGUCUGGAGUCCCUCUCGCCAUGAUGCCUAAGAAACCCGGACGGGGUCUGGUACAGCGUUUAAAAGGAAAACAGGGAAGGUUCCGAGGAAACUUGUCUGGAAAACGUGUCGAUUUCUCGUCUCGUACAGUGAUAUCUCCAGACCCAAACUUAGAAAUCGACCAAGUUGGGGUACCUAUGCACAUCGCCAAGAUUUUAACUUUUCCAGAGAGAGUUAUCCAGGCAAAUAUUCAGAUCAUGAAGAAACUCAUCAUUAACGGACCCGAGAAUUGGCCCGGGGCGAAUUAUGUUCAGCAGAAAGGUUCCGCAUUUAAAAAAUUCCUCAAAUAUGGGAAUCGUGAAAAGCUGGCCCAGGAACUGAAGUUGGGCGAUAUCGUUGAGAGACACUUACACGACAACGAUGUAGUUCUGUUUAAUCGACAGCCUAGCCUUCACAAGUUGUCCAUUAUGGCGCACAGAGCGAAAAUCCACCAGCACAGAACAUUCCGAUUCAACGAGUGUGUCUGUAAUCCGUACAACGCCGAUUUCGACGGAGACGAGAUGAAUCUACAUCUACCGCAAACGGAGGAAGCCAAGGCGGAAGCCUUGAUACUGAUGGGGAACAAAAGCAACUUAGUGACUCCUAGAAACGGCGAACUGCUGAUAGCCGCGACUCAAGAUUUCUUGACGGGUGGAUACCUGUUGUCUAAGAAAGACACGUUUAUGGAUUUCACACAUGCGUCUCAACUCGCCGCUACGCUUCUGGCAGGUAACGAUGCCCAUAUGAAUAUAGAUUUACCUCCCCCAUGCAUAAUAAAGCCCAAACGUUUAUGGUCGGGUAAGCAAAUAUGCAGCCUGAUUUUCCGUCCCAACAGCAAAUGUCCUGUUAAGGCAAAUUUAGAGGCGAAAGGCAAAGCUUACACGAAAAACAGAGAGUUGUGCGUCAAAGAUUCCUAUGUCUUGAUCAGGAAUUCCGAAUUGUUGGCCGGUACGCUCGACAAGGGCCAUUUGGGAAGCGGCGGAAAGGGCGGCAACAUAUUUUAUGUGAUAUUGAGGGAUUUCGGACAGGAGUUCGCUAUUAAAUCUAUGUGGAGGCUGGCAAGGUUAACCUCGAAUUAUUUGAUGAACACCGGUUUUUCCAUUGGAAUCGGGGACGUAACACCUGGCGAAAAUCUUAUACGAAGAAAAAACAAAUUAUUAUCCGAAGGGUACGCUAAGUGUCAGGAAUACAUCAAGCAGAUGGCGGAGGGUAAAUUACAGACUCAGCCCGGUUGCACAGUUGAGGAGUCUCUGGAGGCUGUCAUUUUGAAGGAAUUAUCCGUUAUCAGGGAGCACGCCGGUCAAGCCUGCGUCGCGGAACUGCACCCUACCAACAGCCCUCUGAUCAUGGCCCUAUCUGGCUCAAAAGGUUCCUUCAUCAACAUCUCCCAGAUGAUAGCGUGCGUAGGACAGCAGGCCUUGAAUGGUAAAAGAGUACCGGAUGGGUUCGACGAUAGAUCUUUGCCCCACUUCAAACACCACUCAAAGACGCCAGAAGCGAAAGGUUUCGUAGAAAACAGUUUCUACACCGGGCUAACCCCAACGGAAUUCUUUUUCCACACUAUGGGAGGCAGAGAGGGCUUGGUAGACACGGCGGUGAAAACCGCUGAGACCGGGUACAUGCAGAGGAGAUUAGUAAAGUCGCUGGAGGACUUGGUGGUUCAUUACGACGGGUCAGUGAGAAACGCGGAAGGCGAUAUAGUCCAAAUUAAUUAUGGAUGCGACAGUUUGGACCCGACUUACAUGGAAGGUAAAGACUGUCCGGUAGAUUUCGACAGGGUCCUGGAGCACGUACGCGCUAAAUGUCCGUAUCGGGGAGAAAUUUCCUUGGACGGAGACCAAAUCAGGAGGGCGACGCAGGCCUUCCUAGCAACGAACGCUCUCGACGAAUGUAGCGAAGCUUUCAAAAAAGAGAUAAAGGACUACAUGUAUUCCUUAGCGGACAGGGUGGAGAGGGUCCUGAACAGGUUCGGAAGCAGCAGCGUGGUGAAGGAAAUAGAACGUCUCACUUGCAGCCAGCUGGUGACUUUCCUCGAAACGUGCGGCCAGAAGUAUACGAGAUCCAUCAUCGAGCCGGGUACGGCAGUUGGAGCGCUAGCGGCUCAGAGUAUCGGAGAGCCCGGCACGCAGAUGACCUUGAAAACUUUCCAUUUUGCCGGAGUCGCGAGUAUGAACAUCACGCAGGGAGUGCCCAGGAUCAAAGAAAUCAUCAAUGCCAGCAAGUCGAUCAGUACACCCAUCAUUAGGGCAAGUUUGACGAAUUCAGAAGAUCCGUGGUUUGCUCGACAAGUGAAGGGGAGGAUUGAGAGAACGACUUUAGGGGAGAUUUCCACUUUUAUCGACGACGUGUACACCAAAAACGAAGCUUUCCUCCUCAUCCAGCUAAACUUUGAGAGGAUCAAGUUACUUAAACUUGAAGUCAACGCGGAAACCAUACGCUACAGUAUCUGCACCUCAAGGCUUAAGUUAAAACCUGGCGAUGUCAGAGUGGAAAGCGACACGAUCAUAACCGUCCAUCCGAAUAGAAGCAAACACUCGAGGAGGCUGAAUUUUGCCCUGAGCGAACUAAAGGACCAAAUCCCGAACGUCGUUGUGAAGGGGUUACCGACCGUAAACAGGGCUGUGAUAGCUAGAGAGGACAAAGGCGGGAAAGCUAUAUACAGCCUUUGCGUCGAAGGAGACAAUUUAAGGGAAGUUAUGGCUACGUACGGAAUCGACGGGAGAAAAACUGUUUCAAAUAAUAUCAUAGAGGUGUACCAUACUUUAGGAAUCGAAGCUGCUAGGGAAACGAUUAUGUCAGAAAUCAAAAUGGUCAUGGAAAAUCACGGCAUGAGUGUGGAUUACCGGCAUAUCAUGUUACUAGCAGCGCAGAUGACGCACACAGGCGAAGUUCUAGGCAUCACGCGGCAGGGACUCUCCAAGAUGAAGCAGUCCGUGCUAAAUUUGGCCUCGUUUGAGAAAACUGCGGAUCACCUAUUCGACGCUGCGUAUUACGGCCAGACGGACAAGAUUAGCGGCGUUUCGGAGAAUAUUAUUAUGGGUAUGGCGGCUCCUAUAGGAACAGGUAUAUUCAAGUUACUGCAUAAGCCUCUUAAUGUAGAGGAGCGUCCAAAGCCGGAACCACUUCUCUUCGAAUCAUGCCUUCAAGAAACAGUUUGAAUUUCAGGAUAGUUUAUUUAAAGAUAGCUAAUAUCGACAAAACUGUUAAUACAAAAGUUUAUAUGAUACUUGAAUAAAUAAAUAUAAAAAACAAUCAAAAGUGU